This is a messenger RNA of Tripterygium wilfordii, 1104 nucleotides long. RefSeq lists its product as uncharacterized. The transcript has 2 exons. Bases 326 to 1090 code for a protein of 254 amino acids. The record is from RefSeq and is a predicted model, not a curated record. Lineage: Eukaryota; Viridiplantae; Streptophyta; Magnoliopsida; Celastrales; Celastraceae.
AUAUAUACUAGGGUUGUAAUUCCAUAAAUGUUAAGAAUACAAAAACACUUAUUCUUCCAUAUCUUCCUUUUCUUCAUGGUAUCAGAGGAGGUCUUUUUUAUUCUUCGUUUUGUUUUCUAAAUGGCCGAAAUCACUCCAAUCAUGUCCGACUCAGGCAGUCCCUCGGCCUCUCUACCUUCAAAUACUUUUGAUGUUCAUACAAACCAACGAUUAUGUUCGGUUUUGUUGAAUGAGUUCAAUUAUCUUCCUUGGUCAAGAUCUGUGCAGUUAGCUCUUGGUGGAAGAUCAAAGCUUGAGUUUAUUGACAAAAGUACUGUUGUUCCUGAUGUCAAUUCUUCUCAGUAUAAAUCUUGGAUUGCCCAAGAUAAGAUGGUGCAGACAUGGCUACUUAAUUCUAUGGAAUUACAUGUUGCUGAAAUUUUCAGUUAUUAUGAAUCUUCUGCAGAUUUAUGGGAUGCUGUUAAAGAGAUGUAUGGAAAUCAAAAUAACGCGGCACGAGUUUUUCAACUCAAAAGAGACAUUGCAUGUCUUCAACAGGAAGCUUUUGGCUAAUCUUGCUCCUGAUUACGAAGAUCUCCGUAGUCAUAUACUUAUGAAUUCUGAGCUUCCUUCUCUAGGGAGUGUUUGUGCUACUAUUCAACGGGAAGAAGUCCGAAGAAAGGUCAUGAAUUGUAACCUCAAAACUGAGGUAUCUGAAGCCCGAGCAUAUAUGUUCAAUCAUAAACGAUCUGAAGAAAGAAGUUACAAGGGAAAGAGACCUGAGUUGAAGUGCAAUCAUUGUCAUAAUCUUGGUCAUACAGUGGACCGAUGUUGGGUACUUCAUCCUGAAUUGAAGCCUAAGUUUCCGAGAGAGAAUAUGCCUCAGAAACGGACUCAACCUUCGGGAUAUAAGGCUAAUCAUGUUACAACCAUGGCUGGAGAUGGAUUGUCAAGGUUCUCCUCAAGUCCAAUAACUCUUAUUAAUGAGUUUGCUUCUUAUCUUCAAGCAAAGCAAGGUGAAUCUGAUAACAAUGGGAAGUCAGCUGCCUUACUUGGUCAAUUUGCUGGAUUUCUAUCUGAAGAUAAAAAUGGUGCAACUGAUGACACAUAAGGUAUUUUGAAAGC